Molecule: messenger RNA, 312 nt
Organism: Drepanopeziza brunnea f. sp. 'multigermtubi' MB_m1
Lineage: Eukaryota; Fungi; Ascomycota; Leotiomycetes; Helotiales; Drepanopezizaceae
Source: RefSeq, a predicted model, not a curated record
AUGUGCGUAAGUACUAGUACACCCAGCGGUUUCCCCGUCCCGGCUUCCGCGGGACAGGAUCAGGGUUUGAUUUUGAUUUUUCGCUUCCUCCGUCUGCCCGGGCCAGGACCACGACCACGACCACGACCACGACCACGACCACGACCACGACCUGGACCUGAACCAGAACCUGGACCCAGACCCAGACCCAGACCCAAACCCGGACCUGGACCUGGACCUGGAUCUGACAUCCCCGGAAACCGGCGGGAAACCGGGACGAGGGGGACGAGAGAAAAAAAGAAGACGAAAAGGAAGGAGAAGAAGAAAGUCUAA